This is a messenger RNA of Portunus trituberculatus (swimming crab), 3973 nucleotides long. Its product is annotated as CD151 antigen-like. Lineage: Eukaryota; Metazoa; Arthropoda; Malacostraca; Decapoda; Portunidae. The coding region runs from base 1207 to 2169 and encodes 320 amino acids. The transcript has 6 exons. The record is from RefSeq and is a predicted model, not a curated record. Gene Ontology annotation, cellular component: membrane.
AGCCGUAAUGACCAUAUACGUACAUUCAAAAUUUCAGCUUUUCUUUAAAAUUGUACAGAGUAGAGCGGCGGGGUAUCAUGGUCAGGCUCAUGGUACUAGCUCGUCACCAGGUCGUCGGCUGAAAGCGAUUUGUUUGGCAUUGUUCUUUCAAACUUAACAACCACAUGGUAUAAAAAAAAAAAAAAAAAAAAAAAAAAUCGUUCUUCGUAGCUGUUCUCUUGGUUCAUGUUCCAACAGUCUGAUGCAAUAUUGUUGGUGGUUCUUUCAAACGCAGGAUUAUCACAGCGGAGCGGAGCACGGCCUUGCAUUCCUGCCUACACUUUGGCGUCAGCUCACUGGCACCAAGAGUAUUACGAGUCACAUUUUUGUAUACAGACAGAAUAAUCUUAGGAAGUCAAAGGUCAAAAUCAGACGCAAUACACAUGUCUGCAGUGUUUGUGGAAAUGAUAUAAUACAUUUGCCUUUAAAACAACUAACGGUAUUGAACAACAUUAUGCUCCUCUUUUCAGUAUUUCCAUCAUGAGCCCUACAUUGUCCGUAUUGCGAAUACACAUGAUGAUGAUGAUGACGAUAACAGCAACAACAAUUGUUAUUAUCAUUAAUAUUAUUAUUAUUGUAAUGAUCAUUAUAAUCAUUAUCAUGUUAUGUAAUGUUAGUAUGUGUGUGUCGGUGGGGGAACGGGGCGGGGGUUGUCAGUGAGGCGUGACUCUGGGACGGACUCACGUGUGUGAAUGAGGAAGCCUCCCCAUGUCAUUAUCGUUACAGCGGACAACACCCAGCCGCCCCCACCACGCCGCGGCUGUGGCCAGUGUUUCCACGGCCGCGUUCGAGCAUCAUCGGUGGGUGUGCAAAGAAAAUUAAUCAAAACACUAUCAAUUUUUCUGCUUUAAAGACAAUACAACAUGAAAGAGGAAAACAUGGAAUAAUCUUCAGGUAAUUUCACUGUUGUGCAGAAGUGAGUGACUGUGCAAUCUAAAGGGCAAGGUGUGUCCGGUGAUGAUCGCGAGGUAACACUCAGGAUCUCAAGUGAAGGGCGAUGAAACCUGUUGACAUACUGAAAACAUAACUGACGUUGAUAUGAUGGUUCACUGUGCAAAACACAACGCUAUGAGCCUGAUGCUGGUAUCACUGCUCUAGCGGCCUCUCUCCUCAGGAUUCUGCAGCGCCCAGACAUGUGACACAAAGACGUGGUAGGGAGAUACGUGCAUGUCUCACGUCAAUGCUCUCAAGACAGUCCUCGCACAUCACUAUUUCGCCCGGGAGUGCAGCACUAACUGGACUUUUCAUCACCACUACGAAGGCAGGAACAACGAAAACGACCAGACUCUUUCAUAUUUUCAAAAGGUGUGCGUGAUGGUGGUGACGCUGGGCAGGUGCGGGGUGAGGUGCGGCAAGGCGGUGCUGCUCGUCUUCAACCUCGUCUUCUUCGUGACGGGCCUGGCGGUGAUAGUGGUGGGCGUGUGGUGCGUGGCUGGCGAUGGACGUGACGUGAUGCUGGUCCUAGCCCCCACACCUGACCACCUGCCCACUCUCAUUCACCUGGCGUACGGCUUGGUGGGAGCGGGCGGAGUGGUGCUUCUCACGUCCGUGUUGGGCGUGUGGGCAGCCCUAAAGGAGAACAAAUGUGGUUUAGGAUGGUACGUGUUGGUGGUGGUGGCGGUGAUCAGCGGGGAGGUGGCAGUAGGGGUGUUGGGGGUGGUGUACCAGCUGCGUGCUGUACAUAACCUGGGAACGUCUCUCACCGAGCGGCUCAAGGCCCACUAUGCCGCGCCAGGCCACGAGACCUUCACCCUCGCUGUCGACUAUGUGCAAUACCAGCUUCAGUGUUGCGGUGUGGGCGGCCCGGAGGACUGGAAGGAGAGCACCUGGUUCCUGGAAGGUGUGGGUGGUACUGGCCGUGUCGUACCCCUGACCUGCUGCAGCCUUCACCUCGCCCCUGCCGCCUAUGUCAACCCAAAGCCCCUCAACACCACCCUGUGUCAAAGUGAUGAGCCGAUCGCACAACAAAUUGCCCGCCAUCAGAAGAAAAUGAAAAAUAGCAGAGUGAGGUACGCAAGGAAGAAUUAUGAAGAUGAGAACGAAGAAGACGACGACGAUCCUGACGACGACAACGACGACGACGACGACGAAGAGGAGAAGGAGGAGGAGGUAGAGGAGGAGAAGGAAUAAAAUAAAAAGAAGAAAAUAAUGAGAGGAUAAUGUGUUAAUCGCGGUGAGGCUUAACAUUAAUUAUUUCAUAAGUCUCCUUGAGCAGACACUCGAUUAUUUUGUCGAGCUUGGAUGGCACGGAAUUAUUGUCUCCACUUGUUAGUGUCAGUCUCUUUGUAUUUGUAUAUUUGUGCCAUGCUUACCAGCACUAUGUCCCGCCGCACACUGAUACUGUAUUAGGCAUCCUAAGGUCGCGUCAAUCAUGACGUGACACAAAUGAUCGUGAAUAUAUCGCUGAAGGUCACUCACGUAAUAUUUGGAGUUGUGUUUCUGCUUUGCUGUACCACGUACUGCAUGUAUUAUAGACUUAAACGCAUAGUUGGGUGUGAUUUAAAAAAAAAAGGGAAAAUAAAUUUGCUAAUGUAUGAUUUUAUAAAAGAAAGUUACUUUUUUUCCCUAUCAUCCCCCACCCAUAAAUUUGUCUAAUGUUCUUUAAACCUCCUUAUUGACCCGGCACUAAUAACCUAAUAACUCAGUCUGCUCCAUUCUUCCACCACUCUAUUUGAGAAGCAAUGUCUUCCUCUCCCUUUCUUAAAUUUACCAUGAAGCCGUUGUCAUCCCGAUUACUAAAUCUGAGUAUUUUGUUGAAGUCAUUCAUGUUAUAUCCAUUUAUUUAAUACUUAAAUACCACUACCAGAUUCCAUCUUACUCUAUGCCACUCUCAAGAAUAUAGAUGAAAAAAAAAAAUUUCGCAAGAGACAUUUAACACCCUACUGUAUCUUUUUAGUCAUUCAACUCUACGUACUCUGACUCAAGCAGACAACACUUCAUCAUUCCCACAACAUGGAGACCAAAACCACACAGUGUAAUCUAGAUAAGAUCCGACCAGUCCCUGGCAGAUAUAAGUUCAAUAUUACAUCAGGAGUUGUACUUUUAUCAUGGUCUUUCAAUAACCAUCCGUCACACCAUCACCACAAUCAUCAUUACUCUUUUCAUCUCUUAUCAGCAUUCUUCUUCUUGCAAUUGUUUGAAUCAUCGUUCCUCACGUCAUCGCUCUAAUCAUCGUCAUCCUCGCCGCUUUGAACGUUACACAUCACCGACACACACGCAUCAACACGCCCACACACUGCUACAACCCUGCACCGCCAUGACGACCAACGCAGCACCAUCAAGACAGAAGUCCAUAGUUUUGUUCAUUCACACAACAACCGUACCCCAGCGCCCCAUACAACAACACACACACACACACACACACACACACACACACACACACACACACACACACACACACACACACACUACUGUUUAUGGUGUUAUUCUUUACUGACACAUCUACUACGCAGUGUCCCUAUCCAUCCUUGUAUAGAGUACUGAUCCUUUGUACAUGAAGGGGCUCAGUUCACUCACUGUCUUCCAAAAUAAAGUAAAGUUAAAAGUUUUCCGUCAUACUGCUUCCUCUCCUUUUCAUUGUCUCAUUCACCGUCGUGACGUCUCAUCUCUUGCUGUCUGUUAUCAUUGCUAUCGGUUAUUGCUCUUCAUGACUCGAAAACUACAUACUUCCGCCCACUUUUGCCCAAUCACACACACCCCUUACUGCGCAAUUUUGUUUUUGACUUAUUCAGCUCCCUUCUUUAAUGCAGGAGUUAAUCAGUAUUCCCAUUUUUUUUUCUUUUCUUUUUUAUCCCUUUCACUGGUAAACUCUGAAAAUCUCUCCAUGUUACUGUUUUCUUCAGAAUCUAAAUUGGCUGCUCUGCCUCGGUGCUCCUCUCUCUCUCUAUUUCCUUUAGAGAGCACCACUGUCAGCGGGCUUUUUCUUAUCCUCCUA